Molecule: messenger RNA, 690 nt
Organism: Nerophis lumbriciformis (worm pipefish)
Lineage: Eukaryota; Metazoa; Chordata; Actinopteri; Syngnathiformes; Syngnathidae
Source: RefSeq, a predicted model, not a curated record
AUGGUACCCGGCGCGCCGAGCACCGGCACCAGCAUGCUCCCCGCUUCUGAGGCGGCCAAGAUCUACCAAACCAAUUACGUGCGCAACUCCCGCGCCAUCGGCGUGCUGUGGGCCAUCUUCACCAUCCUCUUCGCCAUCGUCAACGUGGUGUGCUUCAUCCAGCCGUACUGGAUCGGCGACGGUGCCGACACUCCGCAGGCGGGCUACUUCGGCCUCUUCCACUACUGCAUCGGUAGCGGCCUCUCUCGGGAGCUGACGUGCCAGGGAAGCUUCUCGGAGUUCUCCAGCAUCCCGUCGAGCGCCUUCAAGGCCGCCGCAUUCUUCAUCGCAACAUCCAUGGUGUUGGUUCUCGGCUGCAUCGGGUGCUUUACUCUCUUUUUUUUCUGCGGCACCGGCACUGUUUACAAGAUUUGCGGUUGGAUGCAGCUGGCUGCAGGCACGUGUUUGAUCCUGGGCUGCUUGAUCUACCCGGACGGUUGGGACAGCGAUGAGGUGAAGCGAAUGUGUGGCGAGCGGACGGACAAGUACACGUUGGGCGCCUGCUCCCUACGGUGGGCCUACAUCUUGGCCAUUAUGGGCAUCAUGGACGCCCUCAUUCUCUCCUUCCUCGCCUUCGUGCUGGGCAACCGACAGGAUAGCCUUAUGGCUGACGAGCUGCUGGCGGACAAGAAUUCCAACAAUGCCAUCUAA